Molecule: messenger RNA, 783 nt
Organism: Pelagomonas calceolata
Lineage: Eukaryota; Pelagophyceae; Pelagomonadales; Pelagomonadaceae
Source: the annotation of a GenBank genome assembly
GGACCUAGAAUCGGCCUUCGGUGAUCACAGGAGGCUACUAAUCACGGGAUCCUAUGCAGGGAGCUAGCGUCGCAAGACACUAGCACGCUGCAACCACAAGCAAGGCCUGCAAGCAGCGCCGUACGAGAGGGCGUGCAGGCGCAACUCUAAUCACUGUUUGCGGCUGCAUGCCAAUUUACGCUGCGCGCUAGCACUCAACCCAUCCGUUCGGCUUGCCCUCGCUCUCUGCUCAUAAGUGCUCUCUGUGAAGAUGGAGCAACCACGGCCCAAGAAACGGCGACGCCGACGCAAAAAAGAAACGAAGGACUCGGCCAUCGGUACGUUCAGCAUCAGUGUCGACGCGGCCCGCGGCGACGACGACGCGACGGGCUCCUUCGCGAGCGUGCGGUCGCGCGCCGAAGCGUUGGGCGGCACCUACAGCGCUACCGUCCAUCGCAACGUCCACGUCUUGCUGGCGAGCGCCGGCGCCGUCGAACGCAGGACGCAGCGCGUGCGCAAGGCGGCGAAACUAGGGGUCGCAAUUGUCGACGCGGCGCCCUUCCUAGACGCGUGCGAGGCCGGUGCGUUCGACGCCGACGCGCACGCGCUGCGCGUCGCCGACGGUGACGCCGACGGCGGCGGCGGCAAGGCCGUCGACUUGAACGACGACGCGUGCUGGGUCGGGUCCUCGAAGUAUGAUGGGGGAUGCUCGUGCGCGUGCCACGACGUGCCCGGGGCGCCGCCGUUUUGUGACUGGUGCGCGGAGUACCACUAAUGUUAAGUGUUAAGCUUCUCACAGCUGCG